Messenger RNA from Cuscuta campestris, 1531 nucleotides. NCBI's taxonomy places the organism in Eukaryota, Viridiplantae, Streptophyta, Magnoliopsida, Solanales, Convolvulaceae. The record is from the annotation of a GenBank genome assembly.
UAUCCCCAGCUAGAAACAAGGUUCAUUGGUCGGAUGAUUCCGAGGUACAUACGGUCACUCGCUCAACCUAAUCUCAUCUCAUGAUACCCAUCCCUCUGUUGUUCGACGAAUUGUCUCAAAGAAAUGUUUCCUUAAGAGCUCACACACCAUCCGAUUCUUUGUUUUCAGUUCUCUGUGCUGAGAGAUUUGGGAAUUUGUGUAAAAAAUAUGCGGUGCAAAAGGCUGAAACCCACUUUCGUUGAUCUGCCGGAGGAGGUCGUCGGAGACAUCCUCUCCCGUCUCUCCGUCCGGCAUCUUCUCCGAUUGAAGUGCGUCUGCAAGUGCUGGCGCGAUCUGAUCUCGAGCCGCUGGUUCGCUUCGUUGCAGCUAACCCGGUCCAUCUCGAACCCCACCAGCCACUACCUCCUCCUCUUGAACAACAAAUUCCCCUUCAAGGUUUUCUGCACCGUCCGGGCCCCUAACAUCGUGGUUCAAGUCGAUGAGUUUAAGAAAUUGGGUGCUUUUGUGGUGGGUUCCAUUAAUGGCCUUGUUUGUAUUGCUUGUUUGGGCCUAGGGAGGUCUUGUUUCCUAUGGAACCCUUCGAUAAGACAACGUAGGACCCUCCCAAAGAGUUCUUCUAUACCCAUUGGAGAUCGAAAACGGGUUCAAGUCACUUUCGGGUUCGGGCACGAACCCCAUUCUAAUGACUAUAAGGUUGUGAGGGUGGUGAACACUACUAGCGAAGGACCAUCCACUAGGGCCGAGGUCUACUCGCUCAAUUCAGAUUCUUGGAAGGAGGUCAAGAUUGAUUUCCCUUUGCAUAACAUAACAAGGGCGAAUUGUGAUGUCGCUCUGGUGGGUUUCACUCAUUGGCUUGUCAAAAGGGGAAAUGGCAAUGAGAAGUCUUUUGUGGCAUCGUUUGACUUGCGUAGAGAGGUCUUCCGGAAGAACAGUGUCCCUGAAGUUGUGGCUGUUGAAUCGGAGCACUACAGUGCUAUAAACUUCAGAGGGCGUCUUGGAUUGCUGGCGUAUGGUUCUCAAGUUGAGCUCAGCAAGUGCCUCCAAGUGUGGAUUCUUGAAGGGGAACGAAACGGGGUCGGUGUUUGGAACAAAAGCUACACGUUCGCAAUGGAUUUUCUAAUUUCACACCAUUGGGGCUUGGCGAACGGUUACAUUGUGGUGCAAAACACCCCAAACGUGCCCUUCUUGUAUGACCCGGAAAGAAAAGAAAGGAAGAUCAUUGGAAUCAAGCAGUUGGAUGGAGUUCUUUAUUACGUGGAGAGCCUUGUCUCAAUCAAGAAGCUAAGACGCUAUAGGAAAAGUGGGGUUAAAAAGCUCAAAUAGCCAAAAACCCGAGUAGCUGUAAGUCAACUUAUCUGAACACCAUGUAUAAUGACUAUAAUCUUAGUUCCCUUUGUUACAUACUCACAUAUGUGCUUUGAUUAGGCCUCUAGAUUUUGCCUUUUUUUCGCGAUUAAUGCUAUUGUAUUUAUGUAUUUUAUUAUAACUUACACAAGAGAUGCAGUUGAUAAAGUAAACGAUUGCCCUCUUA